Molecule: messenger RNA, 660 nt
Organism: Schistosoma mattheei
Lineage: Eukaryota; Metazoa; Platyhelminthes; Trematoda; Strigeidida; Schistosomatidae
Source: the annotation of a GenBank genome assembly
AUGGAAAGUAAUAUUCAUUUAUCAAAUAGUGAUCAUGAAUUAGUGUUAGAUAAACGUGGUGCUAAUACUAAUACUAAUACAACUAAUACUAAUAAUAGUGUUAAUAAUACAAAUAGAUCAAUUUUAUUAAAACAUACAACCUCAUUACCAAGUGAAGAAGAUUCUAAUAUUGAUUUUAAUCAACAAAAUAAUCAAUAUCAUGAACAAUUUCAACGUGAUAGACCACAAUCAUUACGACCACGUAUGGUUACAAGAUCAUCGGUAAAUUAUCAUCAACAAUCAAAAUAUAAAUUACAAUCAAAUAGUGAACAACAACAUUUAAAUAAAAUCAAUAAAUCAUAUAAUAAUAAUAAUAAUCCUAUUCUAACACCAUAUAAUACAAGAAAUAAUAGUAUUCAUCAAUCAAGUGAUUAUAUUCCAUUAUUACAUAGUGAUAAAGCCUUAGUAACAACAACAACAACAACAACCACCACCACCACCACCAUCACCAACACCAACACCACAGCAACAACAAUCAAUAUUCCAAUUGAUAAUAAUAUGGAUUCACAAUUAUUAUCUUCAUCAAUUAGUCCAGAAUUCAUGGGGAAUACAUCAAAAGAUUCACAUAUUGAUGAUAUAUUAUUAACUAAUAAAAAUUCAAUCGUACAAUUAAAUAUUUAG